AUGAAGAUCAUAUAUUGUCAUUCGCCUGAUAAUUUCCAGAAUCUGCAGAUUGCAGGCGAUUUCAGCGAUUGGAAACCGUUGUCCAUGGUCAAAAAUGGAAAGGAUGGCCUUUGGGAAUAUGUUAUAGAUUCGAGAAAACUACCUCCCGACACGGGGAAAGUGCAUUUCAAGUUUAUCGACGACAAUGGGGUCUGGUUUACAGAUGAUGACUAUCCAAAAGAGGUAGACGAACACUCAAACGAAAAUAACGUCAAAAUGCUGACUGCAGAUGAGCGUGAUGAUAAGAUAGAUAUGAACGAGGGGAUACCUGUGGAUUUUGAAGGCCCAGGGAGUCCAGCUCCAUCUCUUGAAGCCGAAAGCGAGGAGAAGAAGGGUGCUGCAAAGCGUAUUGCGACGCCAAAUGGGCCUAAGUCGUCAAGAAGCAAGAGCGCUGUGGAGGAUAAAGAUGAAUCUGUUGGCGGAUCUGCAGUGGUAGUGAAUCACUCUGAUGCGGAGGAUGAGAGACAAGUCGCUGAGAGCUCGGAACGUCCUGACACUAGUGGGACGGCACUCACUGGUAGAGAGAACAAUCCUGAACAGUACAGGGAUGUUCUUGCUAGAAUUAUAGCUUUCUUUACAAAUUUAUUCCGGUCAUGGUUCGGAUGA
Torulaspora globosa is the source of this 645-nucleotide messenger RNA. RefSeq names its product Uip4p (gene UIP4). Lineage: Eukaryota; Fungi; Ascomycota; Saccharomycetes; Saccharomycetales; Saccharomycetaceae. The coding region runs from base 1 to 645 and encodes 214 amino acids. The record is from RefSeq and is a predicted model, not a curated record. The transcript has a single exon.